UCAUCACUUUUUCCUCACUUUAUAAAUACAACACACGACGGCGUUACAUGACCAUCCACGAUCCACACCACACUCUCUCUCUCUCUCUCACUCAUCAGCAAUGGCGCAGCUCCAUGUCCUGAUGAUCCCCCUGAUGUCACAGAGCCACAUAAUCCCCCUGAGCGACUUCGCGAAAUCCCUGGCCCGCCGCGGCGCCCUGGUGUCCAUCGUGACCACCCCCCUCAACGCCCAGCGCUACAAACCCAUCCUCGACACCUCCGCCGCCCAGAAUCUCCGCAUCCAGAUGAUCCCCCUCCACUUCCCCUGCCGCGAGGCCGGCCUCCCCGACGGCUGCGAGAAUCUCGACACCCUCAACUCCCUCCACCUCGCCCGCCAAUUCUUCCACGCCUGCAAACUCCUCCAAGCCCCCCUCCGCGCCCUCAUCCACCAGCUCCGCCCCGCCCCCAACUGCAUCAUCUCCACCAGCGCCAUUUCCUGGACCCAGGACCUCGCCGACGCCUUCCGAAUCCCGCGCUACGUCUUCGAAACCGUCUCCUGCUUCACCCUCCACUGCUCCAAAAAAAUCUCUAAUGUCACAGACAAAGACGGUGUAUUUCUAGUGCCACAAAUUCCUCACCGGAUCGAAUUUUCCAGAAACCAGUUACCUCAAAUCUCGACCCAGGAUUCGGAUCCGUACGUUGACCGUGUCCCGGCUCUAGGCCGGGGCACGCUGGUGAACAGCUUCGAGGAGCUGGAGCCGUGGUACCUGGCGGCAUGCAGGGAGGAGAGAGGAAACGUGUGGGCCGUGGGCCCCGUUUCUCUCUCCAACCGGGAGGUUUCAGAGCGGUUUAAGAGAGGGAACGAGGCUUCAAUCGAUCCCCAUUACUGCCUGACGUGGCUGGAGUCCAUGAAAAGGCAUUCCGUGGUGUACGCCUGUUUUGGGAGCCUGUGCUCUUUAUCUCUGGAGCAGAUAAUCGAGAUAGGUUUAGGGUUGGAGGAAUCUGGCUUUCCUUUCAUUUGGAUUAUCAGGAAACAGGAGAAGAACUCCGGCGAGGUGGAGGAGUGGCUGGCGGCGGAGGGGUUCGUGGAGAGGGUCCGAGGAAGGGGGCUGGUGGUGCGGGGAUGGGCCCCGCAGGUGAUGAUACUGUCGCACCCGUCGGUGGGAGGGUUUCUGACGCACUGUGGGUGGAACUCGACUCUGGAGGGGGUGAGCGCCGGCGUGCCCAUGAUCACGUGGCCCAUGUUUGCGGAGCAGUUUUACAAUGAGAAGAUGGUGGUGGAUGUGUUGGGGAUUGGGGUGAGGGUAGGGGUGGAGAGCUGCAUGGAGAAGCAGGGUGUGGUGGGGCGGGAGCGAGUGAGAUGUGCUGUCGAAGAAUUGAUGAUGGAUGAGAGAGAGGAUAGGAGAGAGAGAGCUGAGGCGCUUGCGAGGUCGGCCAGGGAUGCAUAUGAAGAAGGGGGUUCGUCUUCCUUAAAUGUCACCUUGUUUAUUCAAGACGUUGUCAGGGCAAAUGCAGAAUUAAUGGUCAAUGUAUGAUUGUAACUUUAAAUCUAGUACUUGGACGUAGAAACAAUGAAUUAAUGGUGCAUGUCUUCAACACAUAUAUACUCCUUAAUUUUAUUUA
Salvia miltiorrhiza (redroot sage) is the source of this 1601-nucleotide messenger RNA. Its product is annotated as UDP-glycosyltransferase 73C6-like. Gene Ontology annotation, molecular function: UDP-glycosyltransferase activity. The transcript has a single exon. The record is from RefSeq and is a predicted model, not a curated record. NCBI's taxonomy places the organism in Eukaryota, Viridiplantae, Streptophyta, Magnoliopsida, Lamiales, Lamiaceae. Bases 101 to 1513 code for a protein of 470 amino acids.